Molecule: messenger RNA, 9150 nt
Organism: Amphiprion ocellaris (clown anemonefish)
Lineage: Eukaryota; Metazoa; Chordata; Actinopteri; Pomacentridae
Exons: 10
Coding region: 103-7857 (2584 amino acids)
Biological process (GO): mitotic sister chromatid cohesion
Cellular component (GO): nucleus; chromatin
Molecular function (GO): protein-lysine-acetyltransferase activity
Source: RefSeq, a predicted model, not a curated record
GUGCGCCUGCGUCACAUCCGCAGCUUCCCUCCGGAAGUACAGUUAUUUUUUAUUCACAGGAGAAAAAAAAAACAGCUGCUGUUGGGAAAGAAAACAUCAAAAAUGCCGGCCCCAAAGAGAGGAUCAGCUCCUCAUGAUUCUCAGCCCAAGUUAAGGAAGUUGGAUGACGAUGGAGAAGCGCUGCCAUCCAAAACUGCACCAGCUACCAAUCAGUCCCCCAAAACAGGAAAUAUGCGAGAAAAGACAGCAGCCCCACGGACUAAGAAAAAACUGUCGGUAGAAGGGGUACAUAAACCAGCCAAGUCAUCCACACAGAGUUCUCCUCCAAAAGAUUCCAGCAAAACCAUUUCUGACCCUCCUGUCAAAAAAGCCAAGCUCCUAAAAACCACAAGUGCCUCCUGUGGAGAAGCUCCCUCACAGAGAGCGAACUCCAAAGCUUCCCUGAAGCGAACAGCCUCCACAGAGUCUGAUGACGAGUUAAGUAGUGACGGUAGUAAGGUUGACUUCUUUAGAGAGAGGGAUGACGAAGACAAGGCGCGCUGUGUAAGGAAAUAUUCUAAUCGAGUCAAAGCCAAACGUAAAGCUGAAGAGUCGACUUCUGACCCACAGGAGAGUUUACUUGCCACAUCUAUGGAUCCCGUACAGAUGGACCACAAUUAUGGUCGAUUCUCAGAUUCAGCAUCUGUUCAAAACGUGGAUGAUGCUAAUCGGACUGAGCAAAAAGAAUGUGCGGCGUCUCUCACUGAACGAGAGAGACGAGAAAUUGCAGACAUCGCACCACAAGAGGUGUCACAGGAAACCUCAGUGUCUGUAACAGGGAGCACUAAUGUUAGCAUCAAAUGUGGGUCUGCAGCUGAAGAAAGUAAACAAAAGGAAUUACAAAAGUUAGACAGCCAAAAGCUCCAAGAUAAAGAAACACCAGCGUCAUCUAGACAAACGUUAGACUUUGUCACUGCAGCAGCUCCAGAACUCUCUGUCACAUCUGAGGAAAAUGAAAAGAAGGAUGAAGCAGAGUCCAUUAAAGCCCAAAAGGAUGUAGAUAACGAAGCACAAGUAGAAACACUUUGUUCUGUUGCUGGAGAGGUGAGUCCAAGCUGUGAAGGUGAAGAACAGGCAGAUGGAAGAACAGACUCAGCGUGCAGAUCAGAAAGUCAGACAGACCUGAGCACUCAAACUAAAACAAAUGAGUCCACAGAGUUUGUGUCUGAAGAUAAUAUGCCGAAUACAAGAGUCUCUGCCGCCCAUAGUAAUGCUAUGCUGCAUGAAGCGCCAUCAAAGGAAACAAACUCGGCACCAGAACAGUUCCUGAUAGAAAGUAGUAAUCCAGAGAGUCAGACUUGUGAAAAUGUAACAACGGCAGAUUCGGUUGGCAGUUCGGAGACUCAAACAGACCUCAGUGUCAAAAUUCAAGUGACUUUCAAAGAGGAAUCCAAAUCUGUACACAAGCAGGACCAAGUUCCAGAUACAGUCACCAGCUCAUGUGAUAAUGUCAACAAAACAGUUAGAAAUCCAGAAGAAAAGCUUGAGGAAAGUGACAGGAAAAGAGUUUGUCCCGGAGCCUUGGUCCAGCUACAGCUGAGCUCUGGCUCUCCUGAUUGUGAGGUUGUUCAUGAGCAAAAUCAAAGAGAGGUCCUUUCUGCAUGUGCCACACUUCCAGAGGGUCAAAUAGCACCAAGAGUGGAAAUACACAAUCAGGAGAACCACAAACUUUAUACCAACACGGCAGAAAUAACUGCAGAAUCUAAAGAAAAUUCAAGCAGAGAAAAAGAAAAGGACGUGAGCAUCCAGUGUGCCAAAAUGGAUAUACAGGCUUCAGUGACAUCUGAGGAGAUUUCAGAUCCAGCUGUUGCAGUGGAAACACAGCGCCAGAAAGGAGAGGAUGUUAGCGAACCUGCCACAAACGUAUCUACAAAUUUUCACGAGGAUCACGUGGGUGAACGUUGUAAAAUGGUGGAAAACACUGUGAACUUUGAAUGUGGUGGUGGAGCUGAGAGUCAAAACGAAAUAGAAACACGGACUAUAGUGACAUCAGACAUUUCUAAUCCAGGACCUACUUUAGAAAGGCAAAAGCAGGACAACCAGACAGUCAGUGAACCUACCACAGUAGUCAUAUCUACCGAGAUUCAUGAUCACGUUACAGCUGAUACAUCUGAAAACAUGGAAACCUUAAAGUUUGUUAGUAGACCUGAGAGCAAAAUGGAAAUGCACACUGGAACAGCUUUGGAGUUUUCUAAUCCAGCAGCUAAAGUGGAAGUACAAAGCCAAGAGAGAGAAGAAGUCAGUGAACUCACCACAGAGCUACCUGCUCAGAAAGUUCAGGAGAGCAAUGAAGAUGCUGAACAUGUUGCUGCUGCAGAGAAACAAAUAGACGUUAAUAUACAGACUGCAGCCACAUCAGAGGACGUCUGUAGCAGUGCACCGGUAGUGGAAACACAUGGACAGACGAGUCAGGUGGUCAGUGAACCUACCACAGGUGUAUCAAGGGAAUUUCAUGAGGAUCAUAAGGCUGAAAAUUUCAAGAGUGUUGAAAGUGACAACAAGGUGAACUUGGAAUCUUUGACUGUUGAAGUGGAAAAGCAGAGACCAUCAACGGUGGAGGUUUCCCCUUCAGUGGAGAUACAAGAAAAUCAAACAGAAGUGGUGAUAACUACAAUAUCAGCACCUGCUGUGGAAAUACAAACUACAGACGGCAUAUCCAAAGAGGUUCUCCAAGACCUAAUGAUUGAAAAUUGUCAAAAUGUGAAGAAUGAAGACAGGAUGCGUGUCGAAUGUGCUCCCGUACAAGAAAAUCAAAUCCAAAUGGAAAUGCAGGUUACAUCAACGUCAGAAAUUUCUAAAGUAGCGCCUUCAGUGGACAUGAAAAGUGAGAAAAGACAAAAUGAAGUGGAUAUGGAGGCGGCGUCGACAUCAGCGGAGGUUGCUCAUGUGGUACCUGCAGUGGAAAUACAAAACCAGGAGGAACAGGAUGUCAGAAAACAUGCUGCAGGCACAUAUACACAAUCUGUAACUGUAGAGAAAAUAGAGAUGUCUAUCCAGAACAGUCAAGAAGUCAUUUCUGACAUACCUGACGAAGGAUUAAGAAUUCCCACAAAUGACUGUAAAGAAUUUAACAAUGUUGUGUUCACAGAAUUUGUCAGUGAAGCUGAGAGUCCAGUGAAAAUGGAAACACAGACAGAGGAGAUAACAAAGCCAACAACUACAGUAGUAGCAGAAAACCGGGAGGGAGGUCAGGAGGUCAGAGAACUCAGCGCAGACACUGAAGUACAAAAAGAUUUCAUCAACGCUGAGGGUGAAGAUGACAAGGUUCGUGCUGGAUGUGUGAGCGCUGCAGAGAAUCAAUCAAAAAUGGCUGUGCAGACAACAGUAACACCGGGGGAGAUUUCUGAUCUGAAGUCCGAAGGGGAAAUACAAAACCGGAGAAGCCAGGAGGUCAGCGAAGUCAAUAAUGUUGGAAGAGAUUUAAUUGGUUCAAGUUGUGAGAGUGAGCAAAAUGAAGACGGGGCUGCUUCUGAAUGCGUUAAUGUUUCUGAGAUUCAAAGUAAGAUGGAAACUACUGCAGCGCCAGAGGAGAGCUCUAAUCCAGCAGCUGUAGCAGAACAGCAAAACCACGUGACAGGAGAAAUCAGCAAACACACUGUGGUCUCAGCAAAUGAAAUUCAGAAAUGCUCGCCAAAUGCUGAUUUGGAGAAAAAAGAAAAUGACAGACGGACAGAGCCUGCUGCUGAGGAUGAACAAGUGCAUAUGGAUGCAAUAAGUGGAUCAAUAGAAAGGGCAGAUUCUGCAUUAGAAGAGGAGACGGCAAGGCAAGUGAUUAAUGAGGUCAAGGCUGACAAAUCCGUCAGGAAUAUUGAAGAAGGAGCUGAAAGCAAUGAAGUAAUCGUUUUUGUUUGCGGCCAACCAGAUGACAAUGAUAUUGUAAUUCAGGCAGCAGAAGAGCAGAUUAAGACGGUUAAUCAGUCAGUGGCUGAGCUUCAUGAAAACCAGAUAGUGUAUGAGCCCAUUAGUAGUCCGGAGAGUAUUGAUGGAAGAGAGAUUUCUGCAGCAGCAGAGAGACAUGAUGGCAUUUCUAUACUGGACAUACAGAGCUCAGAGCCCCAGCACAUAGAACAGAAUGCAUCAAACUUUUCUGAAAAUGCAGACGAUGGAGCAAGUGUCGACCCACAGCUGGAUAACGAGGGAGAGCUUUGUAUCUCAGGCAGCCAAGAAGUAGUUGAAAUGGAAGUAGAAACUGUGAGCAUGCCAGAGAGUUCUGUUCCUGCACAGUUGGAGCAGAAUAACACGACAGUGGAUGUGAAACAAGUCGCAGUGAUCAGCUCCAGCGAUGACGUCAGCCUGCCAGAUGGUCGGUCAGAAGAAGUCGACGAAAAAAGUGAGAGGAACGGCUUUCCAGAGUGUGUCAGUGCCACGGAGUUUUCUGAACAGGUGCAGGAGGAUGCCGGAGUUCAGGAGGUUGCAGAUGUCACGGUGACAACAACUACAGCCGCCGCUGAAGCCGAGAUGCCAGAUAGUGCAUCUGAAGAGUAUGUGAUCUUAGAGCCGGUCCCAGAGAGCGAAAUUCACUUUGAUAUCGUCACUCAAGCUGCAGCCGAGUCGGGUCUGUCGGCCUCGCUGUCAGAGGAGGUCAGUCCAGACAGUGUGCUGGUGGGUGAAGUGGAAAAUGAGAAGAUUUUAAUUGGUUCCCAACAAAUUGUAUCUCUGCAGGCAGAAGUGCAGCCGUGUGAGACAACUGAUGGGGUCACAGAUGCUGCAGUGACCAGUUCAGGUGAGGUAUCACACCUGGAGACGGCCUCAAACAUUUCACCUUUAGAGGGAGAUUUUCAGAAUAUUGAAAAUUCUUAUCAGCAAACAUCAUCUGGCAUUAUGGACAUUAAUACCUCAGAGGUUGAGGUGACUAACUCACAUGCUCAAGGCACAAGUGAAGCCAGUGAUGAAGUGGUGAUAGAGAAUGCUGAGAGUAAUUUUCACCUACAAGAAGUGCAGAUUCUGGAGGAUAUAGAGAUCGGUCGUGAGAUUGUAGUGGCAGAGGAGGAGAAUGAGGAAGACAGUGACGUCACAAUCAUAGAGAAACCACAGCAAACACCUGAGGCAGGCCCUCCGAAAAAGUCUGAGGAAAAGGUGAAUGAGAAAAUGAAAGAUGGCACUAGUGGGGCCAGCAUGAAGCAGAACAGCACAGCUGAAAAGACUGAAGAGGAAAAAAAGGGACAGGAGGUGGAAAAACCCAAGAAACAAGAAAUGAACACGCAGGCGAGAACCAAAGCUCGUCUAGCAGCUCUGGCUGAGCAAAAGGCUGCAGCGUCUAAGAGAACAGCAAACAGGCAGCAGUUGAACCUCUUAGCCCUGUGUCAGGAAAUCGCAGAGGACAUUGCCACAGACAGCAUGCUGCUGAAGAGGAUAGAGGAAGAGAAACAAGCAGCAGCGGCAGCAGUGGCAGCAGCCAAGAGUGAAGCCAGCAAGAAGGAGCGUCCACCUGUUAGCACGCAGGACGAAGACACGGUUAAUGUCGCAACUCCUGCUGGACCAGAAGGCAGCUCUGCUUCGGUGACCCACACUGAGGAGGCACCUGCUGCUGCAGCUCAGCCCUCGACGGCCGAAACAGCCGAAGCCAAACCUCCUGCUGAGGCUCAAAAGAGACGUUUCUUCAUCACGCAGGUUUCAGUGCCCCUGAAAGCCCACGAGAAGAAGAAGCUGACUCGAUAUCAAAGGCUUCGACAGGUUGAGCUGCAGAGAGAGAAAAUGUCUUGGGCGCGUGUGAAGAAGCUGAAGUCUGACCAAGCAAAUCAGAUGUUCUCAGACAUGGAUUGGCAAUCGCCCCUGUCUGCUGCCUCUUUGUUCCCAGUCAGUCCUGUUACCACGACUCCUCCGCCUGCAGCUAGUCCAUCAAAAACAGCCCCGCCAAGUCCUGCCUCAAGCAGCAAACCUGCUACACCCAAGGCGGAUGUUCCCAAGGCUGAGAUGGACAACACAGAAACUUCCAAAACAGAAACCCCCAAAACCGAACCCAUUAAACCCGAAGCUACUAAAGCUGAACCCACCAAAACUCAAACUGCCAAAACCGAAGCCUCUAAAACGGAACCUCCUAGUACUGAGAACCGUCGAUCAACAAGGCAGAGCAAGGCUCAGACUUGUAAAGCAGCAGCUGCUCCUGGACCUGCUCCUAAAGUGACCAGAUCGUCAGCCAAGAGGACCCUCCCUGCAGUUCCUCCUCCUAUGCCCAACGGGCUUAAUGCUCAGAAACAGAAGUCUGAGGUUGAGUACAAACCGUACAGACCCAGACCCAAGUACUCCUUUGAUGAUUUUGAACUAGACGAUGAUCCGUUACCAGUUGCUCCGACAAAACCGAAUCCACAAGCAGCACCCAAACAACUGCCCCGACCCGGCCUUCAGGCCAGCCCUGCAGCUCAGUCUAAACUAUCAAAACCCGCAGUUUCAUCACAGCCCUCCAUCCAGGCCAAACUCAAAGCUCAGACCACACCUGCUGCACAGAUCCCAGCUCAGUCCAAGCCCACCGCUGCAGCUCAGUUAAAACCAGCGGCCCUCCAGUCAAAAGCCCCGACUACAGCCGCAGCUUCAUCGAAACCCGCCUCCUCAGCUCAGUCGAAGCCUCCUGCCUCUGCUGCACCACAGUCUAAAGCUGCCUCAGCUGCAGGUCAGCCCAAACCUGCUGCUCCUGCUGCCUCUCCCCAGUUAGAGACGGCUGGUGCAAGUGUUGCACAGUUGAAGCAGUCGACUCCAGCAGCAGCUCAGCUUUCUGUUUCUACCACUUCAGACACGAAACCUGCUGCUCUUAAGGCUGAUGCUGCUCCAGUGCCUCAGAAACCCACAAAUCUCCCAUCAGGGGAAGAAGGCAAAUGCAAGACUGCAGCUGAUCCACUUUCAUCAGCCUCUUCCAUUCCCCCUGAGGAAAACUCCAAAGUGACUGAUGACACGCAGCAGGGUGAAGAAAAGCCUGCAGUCACUGCUGUUGAUCCUUCUCCGGAGAACAUGGCAGAAACAAUCGAAACAGCGCAGAAGACUUUGGAAAAGCCUUGUCAAGACGGAGCAGCAAAGCCUCAAGAUGGCGGGACUCCUCUCUCUGAUGCUUGUCUGCAAAAAGAAGUCAAGAAGCUAAAGGAGGCCGACAAAGACGGCACCCAAACUAUUAUUGAUGCAGGACAGAAGCAUUUCGGAGCAGUGGCCUGCAGCGUGUGUGGGAUGCUCUACUCUGCUGCCAACCCCGAGGACGAAUCUCAGCAUUUACUCUUUCACAACCAGUUCAUCAGCGCUGUCAAAUAUGUGGGAUGGAAAAAAGAGAGGAUUCUGGGAGAGUAUCCUGAUGGCAAGAUCAUUCUUGUGCUGCCAGAUGAUCCCAAGUAUGCCUUGAAGAAGGUGGAGGAGAUCAGGGAGAUGGUGGACAAUGACCUGGGCUUCCAGCAGGUGGAGACCAAGUGUCCCUCUCAGACCAAAACCUUCCUGUUCAUCUCCAAUGACAAGAAAGUGGCCGGGUGUCUCAUAGCAGAGCACAUACAAGAGGGCUACAGGGUGAUAGAGGAGCCGGCACCGGAGGGCUCAGAGGGGGAGAAGGUGAUGUUCGAGCGUCAGAGAGCUUGGUGCUGCUCCACAACGCCAGAACCGGCCAUCUGCGGCAUCAGUCGCAUCUGGGUGGUCAGCAUGAUGCGACGCCUGGGCAUCGCCUCGCGCAUGAUCGAAUGCCUCAGGAAUAACUUCAUCUACGGUUCGUACCUGAGCAAAGACGAGAUCGCGUUCUCGGACCCCACCCCCGACGGGAAACUCUUCGCCACACAUUAUUUCGGCACGUCUCAGUUUUUGGUUUAUAACUUUGUGAGUGGAACACGCUCGUCCCAACCCAAAACGGUAUGACGGCCUUCAGGAAAACUUAAUGACGGAUUCAUCUGAGACGCUCGCUGACCAGUGGGAGCCGCCCUCACCAAACACUGAAUCUUCAUGUGUGUAAAAAAAAAAAAACAACAAAAACUGUAAAUUACUCCUUGGAGAGGUUACACAUUGGUUUAAAUCUCAGGAUGAAAACAACAAGGUGUUGUUGAAAAAUGUUAUUAAUUCACCCUUUAAUCCCUCCCUGCAUAGUAUUUUGAAAAGAAAAAAAUAGACUAUUUUCUUUAUACAUUUUUAAGUAAACAAUUGGUUUUAUUAGACGUAUAGCCUUUACAUGCAUGACCUGACAGCAAUAGAAACAGCAUUUCAUGGUUUUAACUUUUAACUCCCUGAGAAGCAUAACAUCAGUUUUAAAAAACGGUUCUUUUAGAGUUUGUCCUCGUGCUGUUUUAAUGUUUUUACGCCUCUGACGUGUAGUAAACUUUGCUACAUUGAGGGUUCAUCUCUUUACUGUUGACGGUGACGCUGCCUUCGUCUCUAGUUGUGUUCAAGCGAUGAUGCUGAAAGCGCACAACUGCACAAUUUCUACCGAGCGGUUAACUCCCCCCGCCCCCCACAUUUAGUCCCAUUGAUCACAGUGUCAUGUUUUUGUUGUAAUAUUUCAAAUUAACCACGGGAAACAGGAGUCAUUUGGAGAGAUGUGGUUUAGAACUGUAGCUUGGGCAUUAAUCAUGUGCUCUAAUUUUCUUAGAUCACUUCGCCUGAAAUGUUUUUUCCGAGCCGAGCCAUAUAUACUGCACACCGUUUAGCAGGGCAUUGUAGCCUAUACUGUAUGAGUGGUGUCUUAAAAUUUCACCGAGGCUGUCUUUUGCUUUGUUUGUGCCUGAACGAAUCAUGUCUGACUUAAAAUGUUGAUUUAUUUUCUUUACUUUUUAGCCCACGUGCUCCUCUAAGCAGCGUGUGGCUUUUUUAUUCUGUUAGCGUAGAGUAUCAUCCUCCUAUUCCUUAGUAACGAUGAUUAAAAUGUAUAUCAAAUUAUCAUGUAGAUUUAUGCAUACUAUAACAAGAUUUAUAAUGAAAGAUGAGCAGAGGUCGUACGUGUUAAAUGAGUGAAUAUCAACUGCCUUUAUGAUUGAAAACAGGUGAUCAACAUGUCUCCAACACACAGAUUAACAGUGUCAUUGUAAUCCAUCCCUUAUUUUCUUCUUCCUCCUUGUUCGAGCAGUCGCUUUUAGAAAGAUGUGUUGUGUAAGAAAAAGAAAUUUGAUUUAUACGAAGCUGUUAUGUAAAUAUUUAUUUAAAUAAACAAUUUAAAACACU